AUGGCGCUUCAUGGGUCUGGAUCCUUAUGCAAAGUUUCAAACACUGUAGCGAGCACUUCUCUGCUUAGUGGGUCCACGAGGCUACUUCACUUGCCUAAGUCUUAUCUCAUUCACUACAACAUGGUUUCACCCAGCAACACAUUCACAUUUGGUCCUCUCAAGCUGCAUAACAAAGGCUUUCGUCUAAGGCCAUGUAGAGUUAAACGGGAAGAGAAUAACCAAACCACAGAUGUUGAAAGCAUAUCCGUAGACGAGGACACGUUGAAGCAAGAUCUCGAGACGGCGAUCAUAGAAGAAAACUACGUGGAGGCAGCUAAAAUCAGGGAUAAGCUAAAAUACCUUCAAGAAGACAACAAAGCCUCUGUUUUGUCUGCCAACACUCGGUUCUACCAAGCUUUCAGAAACGGGGAUUUAGCUGCGAUGCAGUCCUUAUGGUCAAAAACCGGAAAGCCCUGUUGUGUCCAUCCAGGAGCUAAAGGGAUUACCGGGUAUGACGACGUGAUGGAAAGCUGGGAAGUUGUGUGGAUGAACUACGAGUUUCCUUUACUGAUUGAGUUGAAAGAUGUUGAGGUUCAUGUUCGAGGAGAUGUGGGUUAUGUAACGUGUAUGGAGUUUGUGAAGACCAAAGGGAGUAGUAGCUGGGGAGCUCAGUUUGUGACUAAUGUCUUUGAAAAGAUCAAUGGGGAAUGGUUUAUAUGCAUUCACCAUGCUUCCCCUGUUGAUAUUUGA
Eruca vesicaria subsp. sativa (arugula) is the source of this 729-nucleotide messenger RNA. The record is from the annotation of a GenBank genome assembly. Lineage: Eukaryota; Viridiplantae; Streptophyta; Magnoliopsida; Brassicales; Brassicaceae.